This is a messenger RNA of Papaver somniferum (opium poppy), 684 nucleotides long. RefSeq names its product homeobox-leucine zipper protein ATHB-22-like. The transcript is spliced from 2 exons. Gene Ontology annotation, cellular component: nucleus. Gene Ontology annotation, biological process: positive regulation of DNA-templated transcription. The record is from RefSeq and is a predicted model, not a curated record. Gene Ontology annotation, molecular function: DNA-binding transcription factor activity, RNA polymerase II-specific; sequence-specific DNA binding. Lineage: Eukaryota; Viridiplantae; Streptophyta; Magnoliopsida; Ranunculales; Papaveraceae. The coding region runs from base 1 to 684 and encodes 227 amino acids.
AUGUCUAGUUGUGUGAAUGAUCAUCAUGAGGCUGAAAAUGGUGUAGGAGUUCAUGAAGCAAACAUCAUUAACAACCAAGUGGAUAUGACAAGAAAGAAGAAUAUGUUGACGAUUGAACAGGUAGAUGCACUGGAAAUGAGUUUCCAGGAGGAGAUAGAGCUAGAGAAGCAGCAGCCACCUGGUAGAAUUGCUGAGCUGCCAAAGAAUAGAACUAAGUUGGAUCCGGAAAAGAAACUGAAGCUGUCAAAGGAACUAGGAAUUCAUCCUCGCCAAGUUACCGUAUGGUUUCAAAAUCGACGUGCUAAGCUGAAAGGAAAACAACUCGAACGACUAUACAAUGUACUUCAGCAGGAUUACGAAAUCGUCUCAAGGGAAAACCAACAUCUUCAGCAAGAGGUUAUGGAACUCAAAGACAAGCUUGAUGGUCUCCAGUCCAUGCAAGCUUCUAUAGGAUUCAUGAAACAAGGGUCGCUACUGCAAGCUGAGAGUAACAAUAUUACUGCUCAUGAGAGUACCUGGACUUCUGUUGCAGGUCAAUGCUCAAAUGAUGUAGAGAAAAGACAAACCGGUAACUCAAACACAAAGAUUUCAUGGAACAAUAGUUAUUUGUUCAGCAAUGAAGGCAUGAGUGGAACCAGGGCCUGGCUUACCUUGGCUCCAGCAGUCCAUCCCCACGCGUCCUAG